AUGACCAGAGGUGCUCGGACGUGUCGGCAGCAAGAUGACGGCUUGAACAUCUGGUGUGCACCCCGAGAGAACGAGAAGCCAUUCACCGACUCGGAGAGGGCCCAGAGAUGGCGAUUAUCUUUGGCCUCUCUCCUUUUCAUAACUGUCCUACUCUCUAAUCACUUGUGGUUCUGCGCCGAGGCUAAACUCACCAGGACCAGAGACAAGCGACAGGCCACUACAGACUUCAUGGACACGAAAGACUACCUUAACCAUUCACUACCACUACCAACCACCCAUCACUCUUACAGCGGCCUCGUCGCUACAAAUCAAGAUGUUAUUUUUAUAGGGAAUUCUACCCCACCUUUGUGGCGACUUGAAACUUGUCACCCCGACAGCGUUUCCAAAAACUGCUAUACUUUCCUGAACGUGACAGAAGUGUGCCUCGGCCUCUCGGAGGAGGGGGGGACGCGGUCAGCCGAGUGGAACCUGAGCGAUUUAUACCUUUCUUUUUGUAAUUCCUACUCUCUUUUGGAUUUGUUUAGCGGAUUUUCCAGUCAGGACAGGUUGAACUGCAGUAUGGCGAUGGCCGGCGACCUAGAAGGUUGCAAGCAGUGCUUGCGGGCUUUUCAACUCUCCGACCAGCUAGCUCAGGAGAAUUAUGACGAGUUUAAGCUUCUCAUUCACAAAUAUGAAGUGGAUGUAUAUUCGGUGCGGACGUGCAUGGAAGAAUGCAAGACGGUCUACAAACCCUGGCUGUGCUCCCAGUACUUCCAGAUGACACAGAUGCACUGCAGCAACAAGAUCCCCUGCAGGCAGUACUGCCUGGAGGUGCAGCAGAGGUGUCCGUUCAUAUUGCCAGACAACGACGAUCUCGUGCACGGAGGCAGUCAGAGUUUCAUAUGCCCAGGGCUGUCAGAGAACCAGCCGACGCAGUCGGAGACAGAGUGUUGCGACGUGCGAUGGGACAUCCACCCCACGAACAACCAAUCGGAGGAGUCGUUGAAAAUGAGCCACCCUUCGUGUCAGCACAGGAACUCCCUGAGCUCCUCAGCGGCCUCCAGACUGUGCAACAGUAGGCUCAAACUUUGCCUGCUGGUCCUGGUCCUCCUCCACACGGUCGCCACCCUCAGCGCAUCCCAUAAUGCCACUGGGCUGAGCCUCCCGACAAUCUCGCCACUGGACGAGAACUCAAACGCCAAUGAGGAGUGAAGGUCACUCACCCUUGGCUGGUGACUUACAACAAACAAACAAACAAAACUUUGUCACCAUUGGCGAAUGGCAUGCCACGCAGGCAUCAGUUUUGCCAUAGACAGGCGUGUCAUGCACUCGCAAUGCUUUCUGGGACAUGUAGUGCAAAAAGGGGGGAGGGGCGGCAGAGCAUGACAUGCAAACAAUCAAACAAAACAAACAGACUUUAAAAAGAAAAAACGGACA
Engraulis encrasicolus (European anchovy) is the source of this 1416-nucleotide messenger RNA. RefSeq names its product NALCN channel auxiliary factor 1 (gene nalf1b). Gene Ontology annotation, cellular component: plasma membrane. The transcript is spliced from 3 exons. The coding region runs from base 1 to 1191 and encodes 396 amino acids. NCBI's taxonomy places the organism in Eukaryota, Metazoa, Chordata, Actinopteri, Clupeiformes, Engraulidae. The record is from RefSeq and is a predicted model, not a curated record. Gene Ontology annotation, molecular function: stretch-activated, monoatomic cation-selective, calcium channel activity. Gene Ontology annotation, biological process: calcium ion import across plasma membrane.